AUGCUUGACCAAGCAACAUUUACCUCUGAAAAACAAAGUCAAUACGAUCCUCUAAGCAUUGAGGAAAUGCAAGACUUUCUUGUAGUCUGGCUCGACUAUUACAUUCACAGCAGCAAUCAAGACUAUCAGGAUGCAAUCACACAACUUCAACAUAUUGUUACUGAUAUUCCCAUAUUUACUGACAAUGAUCAAUGCAUCGAUUUCAUUCUCAACAACAUCCACUCAAAAGUAUGUCUCAUCACGUCAGGAUCAAUUGGACAACUUAUCUUACCAUGUAUACACGACAUCCCAAACAUUGAUUCCAUCUUCAUUUUCUGUGACAAUCAAAAUCGACAUGAACAAUUGACAAAAAAAUGGUUAAAGGUGAAGUGUGUCUCUAUAGAUAUUAUGACUAUUUGUGAGCAGCUGAAACAAAUCAUUCGUCGACAUGAGCUCAAUGACAUUCCCAUGAGUUUCGUACAAUCUGGCAAAAGACCAGAUCAACUUGAUCCAUCAUUCAUGUACACUAAAAUCAUCAAAGAAAUAUUGUUGACCAUCAGAUUCGAACAUAAACACAUCAGAGAAUAUGUGGAUUUCUAUUGUGACAAGUUUGUUGACAAUGACGUUGAUCGAAAGAAAGUGAAGCAACUGGAAGAUGAAUAUGACAAGCGCACACCCAUUUGGUGGUACACAACAGAGAGAUUUCUGUAUGGUAUGCUCAAUCGUGCACUGCGAGUGAUGGAUGGUAAGGUGAUGACUUUGAUGGGCUUUUUCAUUAGUGAUCUCCAUCGACACAUCGAAGAACUAUACAAACAACAGUUCAAAGACAAAGCCAGUGUCGAAACGUUCACAGUUUAUCGUGGUCAAGGUUUGUCAAAGAAAGCUUUUGAUGAGUUGGUGGCAUCGAAGGGUGGAUUGAUGUCAUUCAACAACUUCCUGUCAACCAGUAGAAAUCGCAAUGUCUCUCUCAUCUUCACUCUAGGGAGUGAAAAGAGCAGAGAUGUUGUAAGCGUUCUGUUUGUGAUGACAAUUGAUCCGAAGCAAUCAACGACAGUGUUAGCUUCCGUUCGUGGUAUCAGUCAGUCUGCAGAAGAGGAAGAAGUUUUGUUUUCGAUGCACAGCAUCUUUCACAUCAAUGAUGUAAAACCAAUACAAGGAAAUGAGGAAGUGUAUGAAGUGAAGCUGUCGCUGACAAGUGACAAUGAUGAAAAGUUGCGUGUGCUAACUGAGCAAAUUCGAAAAGAGAGUUUUCCGGAUGGCGAAGGGUGGAAACGAUUGGGUCUGGUGUUCAGUAACAUAGGACAGUUAGAUAUUGCUGAACAAAUCUAUAGAGUUACAGUACAUGAAAAAUUUGCUGGCUGCCUUCAAGCGGAUACUUAUAAUCAACUUGGUACAAUUAAGCAUCAGCAAGGACAAUAUGAAGAGGCUAUAAUACUUUAUCACAAAUCUCUUGAAAUUCAACAACAAUCACUUCCCUCCAAUCAUUCUGAUGUGGCCAAAUCCUACAACAACAUCGGUAAUGUGUAUUCGGACAUGGGCGAUUAUUCCAGAGCACUUUCGUCAUAUGAACAAGCUCUUGAAAUUCAACAACAAUCACUUCCAUCCAAUCAUCCUGAUGUUGCAUCAUCCUACAGCAACAUCGGUAAUGUGUAUUCGAACAUGGGUGAUUAUUCAACAGCGCUUUCGUCAUUUGAACAAGCUCUCAAUAUUAGACAACAAUCACUUCCCUCCAACCAUCCUGAUGUUGCAUCAUCCUACAACAACAUCGGUAUUAUGUAUAGAAACAUGGGCGAUUAUUCCAGAGCACUUUCGUCAUAUGAACAAGCUCUUGAAAUUCAACAACAAUCACUUCCCUCCAAUCAUCCUGAUGUUGCAGCAUCCUACAACAACAUCGGUGCAGUGUAUAGAAACAUGGGUGAUUAUUCCAGAGCACUUUCGUCAUAUGAACAAGCUCUCAAAAUUCAACAACAAUCACUUCCAUCCAAUCAUCCUGAUGUGGCAUCAUCCUACAACAACAUCGGUAAUGUGUAUGCGUACAUGGGUGAUUAUUCCAGAGCACUUUCGUCAUAUGAACGAGCUCUCAGUAUUAGACAACAAUCACUUCCAUCCAAUCAUCCUGAUGUGGCGAAAUCCUACAACAACAUCGGUGCAGUGUAUGCGUACAUGGGUGAUUAUUCCAGAGCACUUUCGUCAUUUGAACAAGCUCUCAGUAUUAGACAACAAUCACUUCCAUCCAAUCAUCCUGAUGUGGCGAAAUCCUACAACAACAUCGGUAAUGUGUAUACAAACAUGGGUGAUUAUUCCAGAGCACUUUCGUCAUAUGAACGAGCUCUCAGUAUUAGACAACAAUCACUUCCAUCCAAUCAUCCUGAUGUGGCGAAAUCCUACAACAACAUCGGUAAUGUGUAUUCGUAUAUGGGUGAUUAUCCGAAUGCCUGCUUAUUUUACGAAUACGCUCUGGAAAUUGGUCAACAAGUACUACCAUCAACACAUUCUCAUCUUCAACUGUACAAGAGAAACGCGGAAGAAAUGCAGCAUAUUCUCGGUGUACUUGAUUUGCUUAAAUAG
Molecule: messenger RNA, 2547 nt
Organism: Adineta ricciae
Lineage: Eukaryota; Metazoa; Rotifera; Eurotatoria; Adinetida; Adinetidae
Source: the annotation of a GenBank genome assembly